AUGGAGACUUUGAAAAUUUAAUAAUUCUCUAAUAAAUUUUUUCAUUCUUUUGGUGGAGGGAUUUAACAUGCAGAAGAACAUUAAUUUAAUGAUUUAUUGCCUAAAUACUUAGUAUAACAUCAUUGUAAUUUAGUUAAAAGGUUUUUUGAAACAGGUGAAGCUAAAUAUUAUUAGAUGUUUGAUAUCAAUUAUAUAAAAAAUAAGAAUUAACUCUUGACUCCAAUAAAUAUGUGUUUUAUUAUAACAAACAAAUUUGUUAAUUAAAAUAUUACAUUUGCUACAUUUUUAUAAGAAGCUUCCUAAGAUUAGGUUUAUAUUAUAGUAGAUGGGAUUAGUUUAGCAUGUACAUUUACAUAAAAUUUAUUAACAUUAAUAGGUUGGUUUGAAAGUGAUAUAGAGACUUUGUGUUAAUAAGAAAAAUAUGAAAAUUUAUAAAUAACUAGAAUAUAUCCAAAUUUUGUUAGAUUUAUUAGAUAAAAUAAAAUAAAAUAUUCAAAACUUAAUUAAAGUAUCCUUAUUUUACCAAAACCAUAAUACAAUAUAUAAACUUAGAGAUCCUUUUUAUCUGGAGAUGCUUAACUUAUGCUUAAUUAUGUUCAUACAGAAUGUGAUUUGCUUAUAACAAAAAAUAAAAUUGCAAAUUAUGAAUAUUUUGUUAUAAAUGUAGUUAAAAUAGCUGAAUAAUAAUAAGUUAAUCAUUCAUUUGCUAGAAUUCCUUUAUCUCAACCUAAAUUUUGUGAUGAAAAUAAAUAUUUAGUUGAUCAAACUGAUAAAGCAGGAAUUUAAAAAAUAAAUGCUAUCAAUUUUUGUGAUUAACAUAUUCCAUAAUCAAUAGCCAUAAAAUAAGUUUAGACUGCUGAUUAAAACAAUAGAAAAUUUAGUAUAAAUAAAAAUUUGAUGACAAUUUAAUCAUUUAAAUAAUAAAAUUCUUUAGUAAACAAUACUUAGUAAUUAUUUUUUGCUGAUAAUAAUACAUAUGAAUAAUAAGAAUAAGUAUUUGCUAUUUCUAAUAAAGUUGAUGAAGAAAAAGUACGUAGAAAAAAGAUUAAAAAAACAACAAUUUAUAGUGAAGCAUAUUUAGAAAAUGCUUCAGUAAAUAAAAAGUAUUAAUUAAUUUAAUCAAUUUUGGCAGUACAAUCUCCAAGAUAUUUAUAAAAGUUCUUUUUUCUUGUUGUUUUAUGGCAUUCAAUAUUUGUAUUGUUUAUUUUACUAUUCCAUAUAUCUAUGAGAUCUGAUAUUACUAAUGUUAAAUUUUUAUUGGAAAUGUUAACAUUUCAUGCUGCUAUAAUGGCUCCUCAUGAUUUAUUUUUUUCAAUGAGAGUAACCAUUACUUAAUAUUAAUAAAUGUAAAGAGAUGGUUUCAUACCAAAAGAUAGAUUACAAGAAUUAAUUGAUCCUUAUUAUUAAUCUAUUGAUCUUGGAUUUUAAGAAUUAAAGGAUAACUUUUAUGAAUAAUUAAAUAAUGAAUAUUUAUAAGAUUUCCUUAAUGGUUAAAAUUUUACUAUGUAUUUUAUGUAGGAUAAUGAGACAUAAAUUUACCCUAUAAAUCUAUCCCUUAGAGAUACCUUAUUUGUAAUAUUAUAAUAUUAAUAUUCUCAAAUGAUGACAUUUUAUUAUAGAGAAAGUACUACUGGUAAACCAUAUUAAAUUUCUUUGUUUGCUAAUUAUUUUCAUUUACAUUAAUAAUGUCAAAAUAUUACAACUACUUUAUCUAAUUAUUCUAUAGAGAAUAAAAAUUAGAUUUAUACUAAAUGGUAAAUUAUAUCAAUAAUUGGAUUUCUUAUUAUACUACUACUCUACAUAAUAAUUUAAUGUUAUUAAAUAUAUUAUUUCAUUCAAAUUGAUAUGUUAUUUUUAUUAUUAAAUACUAUGAGUUAUGAAAUGAUAGAAUCUGAAAUUGAUAAAUUCACAAAUUACAAGAAUCAAUAUAAAUUGGAUAGACAUUGUCUACAAUAAUAUGAUCCUAUUGAUAGAUCAUUUACUUAUUUAUCAAAACCUCUUAAAUAUUAAGGGUAAAGAUAUCUUAAAUUACAUAUAGGAUCUUUGAACAAUUAAAAAUUACUAAACUAUUUAAUUUUAGUAUUUAUGUUUAUUGUUAUUACUUUCUUUUUUAUUCUAACUUUUAUCUCUUCUCAUCUUUACUUAAGUAAGUACAAUGAUACAUUAUAAUUUUUUGAAUAAAUACAAGAUUUUAAAUUAAGAACAGGUAGCUUAUAUUUAUAUAGGGAAAUAUUUUUUAGAUGGAAUAAUUUUACAUUUUUGACCAAUUAAGAUAAAAUUUAACUUUAUUCACUUAUUGAUUAAGCAUAAUAAUCUAUUUAAAAUUAUAUAGAAUUAUCAGAUAUGAUAUAAUUUGAUUAAUUUUUAGUAGAUGAUUAAUUUAUUUCAUUGUUUUAUGCCAUAAGCAAAGAAAAUCUAUGUUAAUUUAUUGAUGAAGUAAUUUUAUAAUUAAAAUUUAUAGAGAUUUUAGAAUCUAACAUCUAGAUAUUGUUAUUUAGCAUUUGAUGGAACCUUAAGAUAAGGUAUGAUUUCGACAUUAAAUUAUAUAUCAAAUUCUUUCAAAACAUAAUAAACUAUUAAUAAUUUUACUAAACGUGUAGAAAUCAAUUAUUAUGAAUAAGAAGGAUCUUAAAUAGUUACAAGAGUAUUCUUUACACUUUCAAAAUAAUUUAGUUAAAGUGCAGACUCUUAAGCUGAUUUUACAAAUACAAUCAUAAAAGUAUAAUAUUUAAAUUAUUAUUAUAGAUCUUAUCUAUAUGUUAUUUUUGUUAUAUAUUUAUGAUUUUAGUUUUCCUUUAUGGUUUUUAUAGAUCAUAUUUAGUAUGGCUAUUUAAAUCCUUAAAAGGUAUUGUGCAUUUGAUACCUUUUGAAGCAUUAAUUUUUAGUGAGACUCUAGAGAUUUAAUUGAAAGAAUUGAUUUAUAGAUUGCAAUUACUUUGA
Messenger RNA from Paramecium pentaurelia, 2940 nucleotides. NCBI's taxonomy places the organism in Eukaryota, Ciliophora, Oligohymenophorea, Peniculida, Parameciidae. The record is from the annotation of a GenBank genome assembly.